AUGGGGGAGUCGGAGGGGGGCCCUGCUCCCUGCGGCGAGUUCAGCUGCUGCAAGUGCGAACUGGUUCUGCCCCUGACCGAAAAGGACACUUCGGACGAUGAGAAGAACAAGACCCAGUGCAAGCUCUGCAAGAGGGCUUACAAGGCGCUUACGCGGCGCUGGCAGAAGAACAAGAAGUUGCAGGCGUGGUGGAACAGCAAGUCCAAGGAUGCACAGAUUGAAUGGUAUCAGACGGCCCGCCGAGAUAAUGUAGACAAGAUUGGCAACCAAGAGCUGAAGCUCGACCUCGAGAUGAUCGAGACUAAGGGCACUGAGUCUCGGAGGCGGGUGCACUACAAGCCUUUCGACCAGUACAAGAAGGACUUGUUCAUGGAAGGGUUCAGCACGCUGAUCGCCCAGCAGAACGAGUUCAGGCGCCGCACGCAGGACCCGAAGUACAUGGUUCGAAAAAUUGGCGGGGAAUACCACAUCGGGGAGUACAUGGGCGUCGUCGAGGACGAGUUGCAUGGGCAGCUUGCCGUGAACAAGGUUCGGUCCACGGCGAAGCAGUUCACCAGCGCCGAAGAGUUGGCUGAGGAGCGGGAGCGGUUGCAGGGGCUCUUCCAGGAAGCGGGGUCUGCCAUUACCGAGGCGUCGUCCAGCGUUGGCGUCGGAAGCGUCACUGAGAAUGUGCUGGGCGACAUGCCGCAAUCCUGGAUCGCUGGAUUCAUCGAGGAGGGGGAGGCCACCUCCAUGCCCGAUAGCUGCCGCAUCUUCGACCUGUUCCACAAGGACCUCGAGUCCAAGAGGGAGCAGGUGGAGCGCGAGCUCGAGGAGGCGUUCGAGGCCGAGAUGUUCGAGGGCCCCCAGAAGUACGUUGACCCUUUGAUCGCCCGCUCCACCUUGUCAGAGGCGAUCGAGAAGGCCAAGGGGAAGGCGUCUUCCUUGCACGACAGCGCCGAGCUCGAGCGCACGGUGACCAUCGACGAGCUCAAGCAGCGCCUCGGCCUUGGAGAAGCAGCUCUGGAAGGCGACUGGGCCGAACUCGUGAAGCGCAUGGAGGUGGCCAAGAAGGAGUCAGAGAAGGCGAAGGAUGAGUUGAUCACAUCAGGCGACGAGAUGCUUGAGAGUGCGAAGGGGAACCCCGACUUUGAUUUCGCGAAUGCCAAGGCCACGCUGAAGCAGUUGGUGGCUGAUUACACUAAGCCAGAGGGCGCCUACCGUCGCUUCAAGAAGACCAUCUCGGACUCUCAGCGCAGCAUCUCGAAGCAGUUGGCCACGGAGCUGCGCACGUCCACUGCAAAGCCGCCGAAGGCCCGCGCCGACUUGGGCACUGGUGGCUCUGGCGGGGCAGAGAGCGCGAAGAGCUUCGCCGAUAUCUUAGGCGCCUACUUCACGUCUGUGCAUGAGUCGCCAGUGGGGUGCACAUCGUCUCUUCAGGAGGCUGAUUGGCAGCGUGGCGCUCUGAUUGUUGGGACCGAGUUCGAGGCGAAGGUGGCUG
This is a messenger RNA of Prorocentrum cordatum, 1480 nucleotides long. The record is from the annotation of a GenBank genome assembly. NCBI's taxonomy places the organism in Eukaryota, Dinophyceae, Prorocentrales, Prorocentraceae.